Messenger RNA from Cladophialophora immunda, 3194 nucleotides. RefSeq lists its product as uncharacterized. The transcript has 2 exons. The coding region runs from base 1512 to 3014 and encodes 500 amino acids. Lineage: Eukaryota; Fungi; Ascomycota; Eurotiomycetes; Chaetothyriales; Herpotrichiellaceae. The record is from RefSeq and is a predicted model, not a curated record.
GUUCGAAUGCCUGUGUGUGGGCGUGAGUGAAGAUGAGAGAGUCCAAUGCAUAGUAAUCGGUGAGUGUCGCUGAAUGGACAAUGGGUCGAAUUGGGAAGCAGCUUCGCGACCGGAACUAGAAAUGGCCUCUUGCUUGCAUUCCGGCGCAGGCAGGCGCAGGCAGGCGCAAUUCGUUGUCGUUGUCUAGAGGAUGCAAGCGCAAAUGGUGGGUGCCUGUUCUCUCACAAUUCCCUCUCCGGUGAGGUCUCGCACCUUUGUCACACCUUGACCAGCGGGAAGAAGAAUCUUGUAGCUCAACACUCAUUUCUUUGUUUGUGCCGUGAGACUGCUACUGGACAACCCCCUAGUGUCGUAUGCCUAGCAAAUGACCGGAUCAACUGACCCUGAUGGAGCAUUGGACGGCCAAAGAUCCCUCGAAACGGUUCCAUCUGCCUAAGCGAAUGUCCACGGAUGAUGGAAAGCUUGCCCGGUUCCCGCUCGCUUCAAUGGAGGCAUUCACCCGCCCCAUAUCUGCUCUAGCCCGACAUCGAGUCCAUCAGCUUUCAGACAUACGAGAAGUUUCCGGGUCCUCAAAGACGGCGACACAUGGCUAUUCUGUGCACGAGUGGAAUGACGGUUGCGUCGACAGACCCACAACCCCUGCCCCUCAAACCGAUGCGCUCUCACAUACCACCUCGUCCGAGUAUCUGACACCGACAGCCUUUCGUUCCGGCGGCACCAAGAAUUAUGCAACGGGUCUGGGAAGUCGCGCCGCAAGCGCAGUCAGCCUGCCCCAUAGAGCCGUCCCUGAGCGCACAUCGUCGGCCAGCAUUCUGUCUCGGAGCCUCGGUGGUCCUAUUCAGGCCUCGAUGCGCGAAUUGCCCACAUGGAGAAUCGCAGAACUGGACGGAACGGACUCCCUGGUCCGCGACAAAGGUCGAGCCGAGUCUCCCGUUCGGCGAUCAAUUGGUCGUGCGGCUCAAUCAUCUGAGGUCCUCCGCCCUACCCUUGCACGCACCUUCAUCCGCACCUCGCCUCCUCACGAAGUCCUCGACCAUGGCAGCAGUCGUCACCCUCGAGUAGAGCUGUCGGUCAGCCUCCCCUCGCCACUCUUUGUGGGCGGCGGUACAGUAGAAGGACAACUCACCAUUCAAGUGGAUGGCGGAGUAGCAAGAAAGCCGAAGACGAAGCCAAUCUACAUUUCCAAAGCUUGCAUUGAUGUCAUUGGCGUGGAAGAAAUUAACGAUGGCCGACGAUGGGUGUUUCUGUCGCUUGCGACAGAGUUGUUUGAUAAAGAGAAUCCCCCUCCGCCUUCCCUGGUCACGUCGCAGAGCCCUGAGCCUGGUGCAGAUCUGUGGUGGGAAAUGAAGUCUGCUACGUCGGUCGUCCCAUUCUGCGUUAACCUCCCGCUGAAGCUCGGUCCUCCUCCCUACUCUUCCAGACAAGCUUCGAUUCGGUACCUGCUAUGUCCAUCAAUUGUGGUCAAGACCGGGGACAAAAGAACUGUGAUCAGACAGACAUAGAAUGUUCAGAUGCUCACUGUUCACGAUCCAGAGAAGGCGUUGGCCAGUCUGGCGAGUCCUCUCCUGGCCACGGAUACGCUGUACCUGGCAAGAGAGCCUGAUAUCCAAACUGUGAAGCUGACUGCUGGUCUCCACCGCCAGACAUGGGUCAACGGCGCCUUGAUCUUUAUCGACGUCCACGUUGCCAACAAUACUUCAAAAACGGUGAAGAAAAUCGAGGCUCAAUUGGAGAAGACGACGCUCUGGUAUACGCACGCUCCAGCUGGCACUGCAGAGAAGAGCGCAAACUACCUUCGUCUCCCGAAACGGACAGACGCCGAGGUGGUGAGCGGAACUACGCUCAAGAAAUCAAAUACUUGGAAGGGAGUGCCGUCUCAUUCAUCGGAUGUCCGCACAAUUGAACUGGAAGCACCACGAGGACAUGUUACCAUCAGCACUGGGAGGUAUUUUGAAGUUCGUUACUUUGUCAACGUCGUUGUAACGGUAAAGAUGUUCAAGACAGUGGCGGUCCAGCUUCCCGUAACAAUCAUACCGAUCAACUCAUUGGAUAUCUUACCAAAUUCGCUCGCACAGGUCGCCGCUUCGAUCGAAGCCAAGAGGUCUAAAACAGUGCCAGCACCGCCUCCUGGCCCUAGCCUUGCAGCUCAUCAUCAAGGGCAAGCCUUUACGGCUCCAGUUCGACAGUCAGCCGAGCGUGUGAGACAAGAGAGACCGGUGCCACAGGAAGACUUGGACAGCUUAGCCAAUGACGUUGACAAGUCUCCUCGACGAUUAGCGCAUACCCACAGCCACUGCAGAGGAGGUCUCUCCGGUACGACGACAGACGAGAAUGUCGCUCCCGGGCGCCCAAGCAUGGCGUCAUCAUCACACCACCAUCUCCAGAGGCAUCCGAGCUGUUACCACUGCCAAAUCACAUCCGAGAACUGUUCUCCUCCAAAGCCAGUGGGUCCCCGCUUGCCUCGACUUCAGGUUUCGACAUCUGGGUUGGGAUUCUCCGAAUCCGAGUUCGAGAUACCGCCUGAUUCGCCACCUCGGAAGGUCAUGUUGAGUGAGCACGAGAGAAACAUGAUCAAUCGGCAAAGAGAGCUCCAGAACCGGCAACAACGGAGCCAGUGGGCACAAAAGAGACCGAGCGGGGACAACAAGCGAGGCGAGGACCUACGCACAUCGAAGAAUCAGCCCUGUUACACCAACGUUGUGGCAGAUCCAAAUGCUGGCCCGAAGCAAGGCGAUUUUGGAAAUCUCAGUCCCGGAGUCAGGAAGAGGGGGGAUGGCAUGGCAUUUCAAAAGCCAAUGCUGUCAUCCAACGGAUUAGCUGUCGCUAGAUCGAGGUCGAAGACGAACCCCGAGGGACCGAGAUAUCGACCCAGCAUCAGCAAACCUCGACGCAGAUCGAGCACAGAUAGGCAUGACCGUGCUCGAGCAUCGGUUGACGGACCAGCAUUCCCAGCUAUGCCUCGCAGAUUUAGCAAGGACCUUGCCCAGAGAGCAAGCUUGGAUCAAUUAUUCUGAGUUCGCGCGAGGUGACUGAUGGGUUGUUUUGCUGGAAUAUAAUCAUUCUAGUAUCGCUUGAGGGCAGGAUUUGUUGCAUUAGGCUUGAAGCAGAGUAUACAGACUGUUAGAAUAGGAAACAGCCGGUAUAAAGUACAAUAGAAUCAUAGCCAUAUGACGGCUUCGCAGCCUUGAGGAACA